Molecule: messenger RNA, 431 nt
Organism: Ipomoea triloba (trilobed morning glory)
Lineage: Eukaryota; Viridiplantae; Streptophyta; Magnoliopsida; Solanales; Convolvulaceae
Product: cytochrome P450 711A1-like
Exons: 2
Coding region: 6-401 (131 amino acids)
Molecular function (GO): monooxygenase activity; iron ion binding; heme binding
Source: RefSeq, a predicted model, not a curated record
AGAAGAUGGAGUUGUUAGGUACAAUAGUUGAAGAACUCAACAUCUCAACCAUUUAUACCAUUUUGGGCAUCUUGUUUGCAGUUUUAGUGUAUUUCUACAGGCCAUACUGGGUUGUGAGAAAAGUCCCUGGCCCUCCAGCACUCCCCCUUGUAGGGCACCUUCCCUUGCUUGCUAAGUAUGGCCCUGAUGUUUUCACAGUCAUGGCGAAACGAUACGGCCCUGUCUUCAGGUUUCAUAUGGGGCGGCAGCCAUUGGUGAUCAUAGCAGAUGCAGAGCUUUGUAGAGAAGUUGGGAUCAAGAAAUUCAAAGACUUCCCAAAUAGAAGCAUUCCAUCUCCCAUCUCUGCCUCCCCUCUGCAUCAGAAAGGCCUGUUCUUCACGAGGUUUGAUUUUUAUUGUUAGUAGCUAACAUCCUUAUAGACCGCCCUCACA